CAAAGGAUCACUAAGACUCACUCGUAUAUCAAUGCGUGUAGCUCGCUGGACGCUGCUCGUCGCGGCGCUGGCCGUCUCCGUGUGCGCCAAAGACGCCGCUCCAGUUAAAACCGACGGAGAGUGCACAGCGCCAUCCGUUGUUGCCUCUUUCGAGUCAAAGAUCGCAGACUUGGAGCAAUCCAAGUCCGAGCUGCAGCUCCAAGUGGAUGCCCACGGCAAGGAGAAGACGAAGUUGCUAGCAGAUGUGGCUAAGGAGCAUGAAGCAAUCGUAUUGAAGCUACAGGACGAGAUUGCCACGCUCGAGAAGGACGUGGCCAUCGAGAAACAUGCCGUGGAGAAGGCCGAAGCCGAGCUCAAGAGCGCGCUGGACAAGCUUAAGAGCGAGAGCAAGCGAGCUAUCUCUCGUGACAGUGACGUCAUUAGACUAGAGGAAGAUCUGGCGAAGGAGCGAACAGCAGCUGCUGAAAGAGACGCCGAGCUGAAGGCGGCGCUGGCCAAACUGGCAGAGCAGGCGAAGAAGACAACGCAGCUGGAGAAGAGCAAAGACAGCUUUGAGAAGAAGAAUAAGGCGUUGCUCAAAGAUCUGGGCGAGGCUAAGGCCGUGGAGCUCUCUAUGGCCGCUCUACUGUCAAUGUACUACGAUGACGCGCUGGUGCUGGCAGAGCAAGCUGUGGUUUAUGCCCAGGAGAAGCUGAACGAGCAGUCGGACACAUUGGAACAAGUACAGGGGCAUUUUGAGAAUGCCAAGAAGACAGCAAGUGACACCACCAGCAAGUUCUACCAGGAGAACCUGGCAGCCACGCUAGAUCCGAUUCUUGUGGACGUACAGAAGACGGUGGAUCCGAUUUGGGCGGACGUACACAAGACUGUGAACGAGAGAUACCUGCCGCUUGUGCAAGACGAAGCUGCUAAGGUCAAGGAGCAGGUUGUAGUCUACUCGCAGGAGGCUCUGCGUCGUGCCAAGCUUGCGCGUAAUGAAGCGAUCACGUUGUUGGAGCAGAACGACUACGUGGCGCACCACGCUCAGAAAGUUAUUGAUGGAGUGCUGAUCCUUCUGGCGAUCCCGCUGGUUCUGUUCCAGAUCCGUCUCGCCCUGCGUCUAGUGUGGUGGCUGCUCACCACGACGCUGUGUACGCUCACGUGUGGCUUGUGCUGCGGAUCCCGCAAGCGCAGCUCCAAGACGAAGCGCGUGAAGAAGACGGCUAGUGUCAAUCAAAGCUUAAAUGCACCUCUGAACGGCCCUGCCAAGAAGACGACCACAAAGACGACGUCGACCUCUCAGAAGCGCAAGAAGGGCAAGAACUAAGUUGGCAAUAUUGGCUAUGUGGUCGCAGCGCGCUGCAAAUGAUACGUUUUCUGUACC
This is a messenger RNA of Phytophthora infestans T30-4, 1363 nucleotides long. RefSeq lists its product as uncharacterized. The transcript has a single exon. The coding region runs from base 32 to 1306 and encodes 424 amino acids. The record is from RefSeq and is a predicted model, not a curated record. NCBI's taxonomy places the organism in Eukaryota, Oomycota, Peronosporomycetes, Peronosporales, Peronosporaceae.